This is a messenger RNA of Zingiber officinale, 1470 nucleotides long. RefSeq lists its product as uncharacterized. The record is from RefSeq and is a predicted model, not a curated record. The transcript has a single exon. Bases 95 to 1267 code for a protein of 390 amino acids. NCBI's taxonomy places the organism in Eukaryota, Viridiplantae, Streptophyta, Magnoliopsida, Zingiberales, Zingiberaceae.
CCCGGCGCGGUGUGGACAGCAAAAGCUUUCGAAAGAGGAAGAAGUUACCUCCUCAAAAGCUGCCAAGGCAUCGCCACGGACCAACGUACCUUCCAUGGUCGACGUACACCGUCGGAUGGCCGCCCUUAGCCCGUCCCACGCCGCCGGCCUCCGCCGCCUCUCCGUCCGCGCGGCCACAGCAUCCCACGCCGCCGCAACUCACCGCCUCGGCAUCCUAUCCCUCCGCCCCAUCGCCGAGGGCGUCCUCUCCCACCUCCGCGCCGCCUCCGUCCCCCUCUGCCCAGGACUCUCCGAGCCAGAGCUCGCCUGCCUUGAGGCCGACCUCGCCUUCUCCAUCCCCCCGGACCUCCGCGCGCUCCUCGCCCUAGGGAUCCCCUCGGGCCCUGGCUUCCCGGAUUGGCGUGCCCCCGGCCCCGGUCGCCUCCUCUGCCUCCCUCGCGCAGCCGCAGCCUUCCAGGUCGCCUGCGGAACCUUAUGGCCGCGCUCCUGGGGCUCCCGCCCUGCCGACCCUGCACGGGCCCUCCGCCGGGCCCGUGCCGCUCUCCGCCGUGCACCUCUUCUCCUACCGCUCUUCGGCCGCUGCUAUAUCCCCUGCCUCCCGUCUCUCGCCGGGAACCCUGUUUUCUACGUCGACGACUCUCGUGUGUUCUGCUGCGCCCUCGACUUCGCCGACUUCUUCCAGCGUCGUUGGCCCACUUCCCCGCACGCAGAUUUCUCUUGCCCUCUCCCCAGCCUCGACGCCUGCCGUUGGAUCGAGUUCUGGAGCGACGCCGCAUCCGACCGCCGCCGCCGUAACUCCUCUUCUUCGUCCUCCUCCUCAGCUUCGGAUGCGGUCUCCUCGUCUUCAUCGCCAUCGUCUCCUCCAGAUCCGGAGCGCUUCGUGGAGAUCCGCACCCCGAGGCUGCCGGACUGGGUCGGGGGUUACCUCGAUGGCAUCGGAUCCGUAUUGAGGCAAGGUGGGUGGGGCGAAUGCGACAUCCGUGAGAUGGUCCACGUGCCGGCCUCAAGGGUCUUCGACAGUGGCGACCAGCCGGACACGUCGUCCGCAAUCGACGCCGAAGUGGUGCUCGACGCUCUGCUGGUGAAAGCGGGCUGGUGCUCCGACUCGCUCCGCCUGGCAGGGUGGAGCUCCGAUGACAUCUCCGAUGCGCUGGACCUCAAUCUCCUCCGGCCGAGGGGAAGGGAGCGAUGCUCGCCGGUUGUGAAACUACCGCCUGCGGUCGCGCUUAAGCUGGAGAAGCUGGUGGAGGCCGUGGCCCGAUCCUAACUCGCAGUGGGCAGACUCAAUCGCGGAGUAUUUUGCUUUUCUUAUUUUUUAAUUAUCCUUUUGUUUUUUUUUUCUCUCCAAAGGUGUUUUGUAACGGUCGACGGGUUGGAGUGGGAAUAGAGUAAAAAACGAGCAAGACUAGUAUUAUACAUAGAAGUCUUUUAAUAACUAAUAAUAUUUCAUGUCAUUGUAAAAAAAUUUGA